Messenger RNA from Nematostella vectensis (starlet sea anemone), 2123 nucleotides. RefSeq names its product digestive cysteine proteinase 1. Gene Ontology annotation, cellular component: lysosome. NCBI's taxonomy places the organism in Eukaryota, Metazoa, Cnidaria, Anthozoa, Actiniaria, Edwardsiidae. Gene Ontology annotation, biological process: immune response. Gene Ontology annotation, molecular function: cysteine-type endopeptidase activity. The record is from RefSeq and is a predicted model, not a curated record. The transcript is spliced from 9 exons. Bases 53 to 1699 code for a protein of 548 amino acids.
GGGUCACGAGAAAAAAAAAUCCGCAAAAACAAAGACGCGUCGAAGCAGCGAAAUGGCUGUUCUUCUGUGUUGUUUGCUGGUUUUCGUGGCUCUUUCAUCUUCUUUAGCCAAGCCAACAGGACUGAAAACCCCUCCAACAUGGCCUCAAGAGUACACUCUUACAGGAGUACUGCGUUUGCCCUACGCUGAGAUUGAGGAGCCAUUUCAAGCUUGGUUUGACGGCGGUCGCAAGAGAAGCCGGAUCGAUUAUUAUGGAGGGAUGGACUCAACUUUUCAACGAGGUGACAUUCUCACUGCUGGAGCAAAUUUCAGGAUCUGUCCAAUGUCGACUGAAACCAAGUUGAACGUUAGGUCCUGCUUCCAGACCAAUGGAACCUCUGCAUCUCCCGUGGGUCCACAGUCUGUACUCCCAGACCUUGCCAAGUUUAGUUUUGUUGGAAACUCAACUUAUGGCGAUGUUAAGUGCUCCAUCUGGGAGUACAAACUUACUGUGGGGCACAAGCGUAACAAGUAUACCAUGUACACAAGCAUGCACGAUCCUCCAGCUCCUAUCCAUUAUGAGAUGCUUGGCUUUGAUGACCUUAUUGGUUCACACUACGACCAAUACGAGCUGGACUACUCAAACUAUAGUCCUCAAGCUCCGCCAGAAGAGGUCUUUCAGACUCCAGAAGGGUUGGUGUGCACAGGGUUCCCAGGCCCUGGAGAUGAUGAUGAAAAGAGUAUUAUUAAUAACCCUAUGCAAGAGUUUGUUGAGAUGCACAAUGUUGAGAAAGUACAUAGGGUAUUUGACAAAUAUGUCAAGAAACACAAGAAGAACUACAAAGACAACAAGGAGCACCAUACUCGAAGGGAACACUUCAAGCACAAUCUAAGGUUUAUUCAUUCAAAGAAUCGUCGACAUGCUGGAUAUUACCUAGCUAUGAACCACCUUGGAGAUCGCUCAGAUAAGGAGCUCAGAGUUUUGAGGGGAAGGAGAUACACAAAAGGCUACAAUGGAGGGCUUCCUUACAAGCCUGACAUGGCAUCAAUUAAUGAUGUGCCUGAUGAGAUGAACUGGGUGAUUCGAGGUGCUGUCACGCCUGUCAAAGACCAAGCAGUGUGUGGGUCAUGCUGGAGUUUUGGAACAACUGGGACCAUUGAGGGUACAUUGUUUUUAAAGACAAAAUACCUGACACGCUUGUCACAGCAGAAUUUGAUGGACUGUUCUUGGGGUGAAGGGAACAAUGCCUGUGAUGGAGGAGAAGAUUUCAGGUCUUACCAAUACAUCAUGAAAAGUGGUGGGAUUGCAACAGAAGAAAGCUAUGGACCCUACUUAGGCGCAGAUGGGUAUUGCCAUAAGAAGGAUGCUGAGAUUGGAGCAACGAUAACUGGAUAUGUGAACAUUACGGAGGGUGAUCUAAGUGCUCUCAAAACUGCCAUUGCACAGAAAGGUCCCAUCUCAGUCAGUAUUGAUGCAUCGCACAAGUCUCUGUCUUUCUACUCAUAUGGAGUUUACUACGAGCCCAAAUGUGGGAAUAAAAAUGAGGACCUGGACCACUCAGUACUAGCAGUAGGCUAUGGUACAAUGGACGGGAAGCCCUACUGGAUGAUCAAGAACUCAUGGUCCACCCACUGGGGGAUGAAUGGUUAUGUGCUCAUGUCACAAAAAGACAACAACUGUGGCGUUGCGACGGCAGCCACCUAUGUCCUAAUGGACUGAUAACAAUCAGGCUUUUCCUGUUUAUGACAAUUCGUGUUAUAACAUGAAUCCUAGAAUGAUUUAUCAGUAAUUUUUUUUUUGCGACGGGAUGCAAAUCUACAAUUUAUGUGGUGGCACCUUUUUAUUUCCUGGAAUAUUGAGAAUUUCAAUAGGAACUAAGAGGGUACUAAAUGUGAGCUAGUCAAGAACUUUACUCUUUCAUAGAUAAGACAUCCAACAUAGUAUGUUUAUGUAUAGGAAAUUCUUUAGAUUGAAAAUGAAGAUGUGUUAUGAAUUGAAUUUGGAAUUUAUACAUUUUUUUUUCGGGCUUAAGCCAAUGUGUCAGACCAAAAAGUUGCGAUACUUGUAUACAUGUUUGCAUGAUACUGUAAUAGUUCUGGUGACAUUUUUUUAUGCAUUUUCUAUUAAACACAAAUAAUACAAA